Messenger RNA from Mesitornis unicolor (brown roatelo), 1523 nucleotides. Its product is annotated as mitogen-activated protein kinase kinase kinase 3-like. The transcript has 13 exons. The annotation marks the transcript as partial. Lineage: Eukaryota; Metazoa; Chordata; Aves; Mesitornithiformes; Mesitornithidae. The record is from RefSeq and is a predicted model, not a curated record. Gene Ontology annotation, molecular function: protein kinase activity; protein binding; ATP binding. Gene Ontology annotation, biological process: protein phosphorylation.
CAGCGAAAUGUCAGGAUCAAGUUUGAAUAUGAAGGAGAGAAAAGGAUUAUCCAGUUUCCAAGACCAGUCAAGUUCAAAGAGGUGGUGCAGAAGGUCACAGAUGCUUUUGGACAGACGAUGGACUUAGUCUGUGUGCACAAUGAGCUCCUGAUCCCGCUGAAAUCCCAGGAAGAUUUGGACAAAGCGAUGGAACAGUUGGAGCUGAGCCCUUCCCUGAAGAGCCUGCGGAUCCUUGUGAGCGCUCCAAAGAAAGCGAAUCUCCUGCAGCCAAACAACAGUAAACAGCACGAAAUGAGGAUCUCCAGGUCCAUGGGUGAUAUCAUGGGAUCCCUGUACAAGGACUCCGAGAGGACGCGGAAGUAUUCAACAGGCUCUCUGCACACCGGCCGGAGCUCUCCACCCCCGGGGAGCGUUCCUGAAGAGCAGCAGCAGAUCGCUCGCCAGGGAUCCUACACCAGCAUCAACAGUGAGGGCGAGUUCAUCCCCGAGACCAUGGACCAGAACAUGCUUGAAGCUUUCAUCAGUCCCGAUGGGUCACUGUCUGGGAGCUGCCAGUCGCUGGACAGAUCUGUGGACAGCCCUCCCUUUACCCAAACCCCUGUUCCUGGAAGGAAGAGUCAUCCCAAAGACAGUCUUGACUGCCUGGAUUUCGACAUCCCGUUCUGUGAGAGGUUUGGGAAAGGUGGGACCUUCCCGAGGCAGUACCACCUCUCCCAGAGUCGCAAGGACUACAGUGAUGGCCGCAGGACUUUCCCCAGGAGUUACUUCCCACAGGAGAACCUGUUUCAGCUCGUCCCUUCCAGCCGAACCAAAAGCUUCAAUGGUGACAGCAAGCUCAGCACCUUGCAGUAUGACGAGUGCAGGCCCAAAUGGUGGAACAACUGUGAGAAAGGCCUGCAGGUCUUCAGCACCUCCCCUACGAAAGCUCGGAACUCCCUGCAGGCACCUGUGAACUGGAGGCUGGGGAAGCUGCUGGGAAGAGGAGCUUUUGGGGAAGUUUACCUCUGCUACGAUGCUGACACGGGCCGGGAGCUGUCGGUGAAGCAGGUGCCUUUCGACCCUGACAGUCAAGAGACGAGUAAAGAGGUGAAUGCCUUGGAAUGUGAGAUUCAGCUGUUGAAGACUCUCCGUCAUGAUAGGAUAGUGCAGUACUACGGGUGCUUGCGGGAUCCUGAGGAGAAGAAACUGUCCAUCUUCGUUGAAUACAUGCCAGGGGGCUCCAUAAAGGACCAGUUAAAAGCUUACGGUGCUCUGACCGAGAACGUCACACGGAAGUACACCAGGCAGAUCCUGCAGGGAGUCUUUUACUUACACAGCAAUAUGAUUGUCCACCGGGACAUUAAAGGUGCCAAUAUUCUGCGAGAUUCUGCUGGAAAUGUGAAACUUGGAGAUUUUGGAGCCAGCAAACGCAUCCAGACCAUCUGCAUGUCUGGGACUGGGAUUAAAUCUGUCACGGGAACACCGUAUUGGAUGAGCCCAGAGGUUAUCAGUGGAGAAGGCUACGGCAGGAAAGCUGAUGUGUG